UUUGAGGCGCCACAAAAGCAGUCGCUCACGGGCGUGGAGGCGUUCACGCAGCACGAGUCAUUCCAGCCGUUGACGGAGUUGCAGCCGCCGCAGUGCAAGCGGUGCGGGGUGUUCGAAGCGGACACGUGGACGCGCGACGACACCUUUGCAGUGUUUGAGCUGUGCCCGCUGGCCUUCUCCGCUCCGCCCGCCAGCCAGCUGCACCUCAACUUCAGCGGGGAGUUCCUUGCUGUGCUCUCCUGCCCUGCCUGCAACCCCAAUGGGAAGGCGCUGUACUCCGAAGAAGGGACAGCAGUCAGCGGCGCCCUGUCCCCCAUCCUCAUAACGUUCGCAGUGAUCGGAGGGCUGGCGUGCCUCGCGGGUCUCACGGCCCUCCUGGUCUACGUCGCGCGCCGCAACGGCUGCACUUCCUUCACUCUGCCGCUCUUCAUGCGGCGUCGCAUGGACCCCAACACGGCCAAGUUCCUUGAGAUGUUUGAGGAGGAGGAAGAUGGGCUCAUGGAAGCCAGAUUGAGGGACGGCGGGGACGGCUUGGGCUUGGGUGUCUCGUCGGCGCCGGUGGUGGUUGGGGAUGGGAAGGAGGUGCCGUCGAGUUUUACCAUUUCUCCGGAUCACUCACGACAGGAUGAUUGAGAUCGAUGCGUGGGGUGGUAGGAGCGUGGCUGCAGUGUGGCUGUUGAAAAGAAGAGCAUGUAGCGUAUGUUGAGCUAUUCUAACAGCGUAUAUGCAUUUAGUGUGUGCUUCGUUGUGUUGUAUGACUACAAUACGGCUCCCUGUAGAGCGCCCUUGUAAUGUAUAGGCCCUCAAGUGCUAUGAGAUUUGUCUGG
Closterium sp. NIES-67 is the source of this 827-nucleotide messenger RNA. The record is from the annotation of a GenBank genome assembly. NCBI's taxonomy places the organism in Eukaryota, Viridiplantae, Streptophyta, Zygnematophyceae, Desmidiales, Closteriaceae.